Schizosaccharomyces octosporus yFS286 is the source of this 2179-nucleotide messenger RNA. Its product is annotated as ATP citrate synthase subunit 1. Gene Ontology annotation, cellular component: cytosol. The record is from RefSeq and is a predicted model, not a curated record. Gene Ontology annotation, biological process: acetyl-CoA biosynthetic process; fatty acid biosynthetic process; tricarboxylic acid cycle. Gene Ontology annotation, molecular function: ATP citrate synthase activity. The transcript is spliced from 3 exons. The coding region runs from base 114 to 1964 and encodes 616 amino acids. Lineage: Eukaryota; Fungi; Ascomycota; Schizosaccharomycetes; Schizosaccharomycetales; Schizosaccharomycetaceae.
CUCCGUCUCUAUAUCUGAAGUUAAGCUUACAUCGUAAGCGUACCGCUAAACGAGUAUUGUAAGGCUUCCAAGAAUUGGGAACUUCUACCUUUUUCAAACGGAAGUUUAAGAAAAUGACUUCGAAGAUGGCACAGAAGCCUGCAUAUGAGCUUUUCUCUAAGGAGACUAGGUCCUUUGUUUACGGAAUGCAAACAAAGGCCGUCCAAGGAAUGCUCGAUUUUGACUAUUUGUGUGGUAGACAAGUACCCUCUGUUGCAGCCAUAAUUUACACUUUUGGCGGCCAAAGUAUUACCAAAAUGUACUGGGGAACCAAGGAGAUUCUCCUGCCAGUUUACCGUUCGGUGGAAGAGGCUUGCACUAAACAUCCUGACGUUGAUGUCGUUGUAAAUUUUGCGUCCAGUCGUAGCGCCUUCCCUUCAACCAUGGAAUUAAUGGAUUAUCCUCAGAUCCGCUGUAUUGCUAUUAUUGCCGAAGGUGUACCUGAACGACGCGCUCGUGAGAUUCUACUAAAGUCCAAAGAAAAAAAUGUCGUUAUUAUUGGACCAGCGACUGUCGGCGGUAUUAAGCCAGGAUGCUUUAAAAUUGGUAACACAGGAGGUAUGAUGGAUAACAUAGUUGCAUCAAAACUUUAUCGCCCUGGCUCUGUCGCAUAUGUUUCCAAGUCAGGUGGUAUGUCUAACGAAUUAAACAAUAUCAUCUCUCAUAACACUGAUGGUGUGUAUGAAGGUAUUGCUAUCGGUGGUGAUCGCUAUCCUGGUACAACUUUCAUUGACCAUCUUUUGCGUUUUGAAGCCGAUCCUGACUGUAAGUUGAUGGUUUUACUUGGUGAAGUCGGUGGUGUUGAAGAGUAUCGGGUUAUUGAAGCCAUCAAGAAUGGUACUAUAAAAAAACCCAUUGUCGCAUGGGCUAUCGGUACUUGCUCUAGCAUGUUCAAGACUGAGGUUCAAUUUGGUCAUGCUGGUUCCUUUGCGAACUCUGAAAUGGAGACGGCAGUAGCUAAAAACAACGCUAUGAGAAACGCUGGCAUAUACGUUCCCGAUACAUUUGAGAAUCUUCCAGCCGUGUUACAUAGCGUUUAUGAAGAACUUGUGAAUAAGGGCGAUCUCACUCCCAAACCUGAUCAAACCCCUCCAAAUAUUCCAUUGGACUAUGCUUGGGCAAAAGAAUUGAGCAUGGUCCGUAAGCCGUCUUCCUUUAUUUGCUCUAUCUCAAACGACCGCGGUCCUGAAUUAACCUAUAGCAACGUCCCUAUUAGCAAAGUUUUUGAAGAUGACCUUGGAAUUGGAGGUGUUAUUUCUCUAUUAUGGUUCCGUCGCCGUCUUCCUUCCUACGCUACAAAGUUUUUAGAAAUGAUUCUUCAACUCACAGCUGAUCAUGGGCCUUGUGUCUCAGGUGCCAUGAACACCAUUAUUACCACAAGAGCUGGUAAGGAUUUAAUUUCUUCUUUAGUUUCUGGUUUGCUUACCAUCGGUACCCGAUUCGGUGGAGCCUUGGAUGGUGCUGCACAAGAAUUUUCAAAAGCAUUUGACUCUGGUCUAUCUCCCCGAGCCUUCGUUGAUAGCUGCAGAAAAGCUAACAAACUUAUUCCUGGUAUUGGCCACAGAAUUAAGAGUAGAAACAACCCGGACCUUCGUGUUGAGUUGGUAAAGCAGUAUGUCAAAAAACAUUUCCCUUCUACCAAACUUCUAGACUAUGCUUUAGCAGUCGAGAAUGUUACUACUUCGAAAAAAGAUAAUCUAAUUUUGAACGUUGAUGGCUGUAUUGCGAUAUGUUUUGUUGACUUACUCCGUAAUUGCGGCGAGUUCACCUUGGAAGAGGCCAACGAAUAUAUCAACUUGGGUAUUUUGAACGGCAUGUUUGUUCUUGGACGUAGUAUAGGUCUUAUUGGUCAUCACUUAGAUCAAAAGCGCUUAAGAGCACCACUCUAUCGCCAUCCUUGGGACGACUUUUUGUAUCUUUCUUAACUUGAUUGAUAAUUUUGCCACUUCUUUACUAUUUUUUGGUUUAUGGUUUUAAAUCUUCUUAUACUUUUUUGCUACGUUUUUAAGUCUUGUCAUUACAUCCUUCCUCUUUUCAGUAGAUUGAAAUGAAUAAUAUCUAUGAGUACAUCACUGUAGUCUAAACGAGCUUUAGAUUUAUUAUUUUGAUAAUGCAGCAGUAGUUCAUUCUUUCGCGGUAU